Molecule: messenger RNA, 2217 nt
Organism: Populus nigra (black poplar)
Lineage: Eukaryota; Viridiplantae; Streptophyta; Magnoliopsida; Malpighiales; Salicaceae
Product: heat shock cognate 70 kDa protein 2-like
Exons: 3
Coding region: 149-2104 (651 amino acids)
Biological process (GO): protein refolding; cellular response to unfolded protein
Cellular component (GO): cytoplasm
Molecular function (GO): ATP-dependent protein folding chaperone; ATP binding; heat shock protein binding
Source: RefSeq, a predicted model, not a curated record
AUUCAUUGUCUGCGAGGUAAUGGUGCCUUGCCUGGAAUUGAGAGUGAAUAAAUAAAUAAACUAAAAGCCGGUGAUUUCGGAGAAGCAACCUCCACUGCCGAGUUGCUUCGGCUGCCAUUUUUCUAAUAUAAUUCAGGCACAGCAGCUAAUGGAAACAUACGAUUCUACAGCGAUUGGAAUUGAUUUGGGGACAACGUAUUCUUGCGUUGGGGUUUGGCAAAAUGGAAACGUUGAGAUUAUACCAAAUGAUCAAGGCAACAGAAUGACGCCUUCUUGUGUUGCCUUCACUGACACGGAGCGUUUUAUUGGUGAAGCUGCAAAGAACCAGGUUGUUUCCAACCCUGUCAACACCAUCUUCGAUGCAAAAAGGUUAAUUGGUAUGAGAUUUAGUGAUGUUGCUGUUCAGAGUGAUAUCAAGCACUGGCCGUUCAAGGUUGUUGCGGGUCCUCGUGACAAGCCCAUGAUUGUGGUUAAUUACAAGAGUGAAGAGAGGCAGUUUGCUGCUGAAGAGAUUUCGGCAAUGGUACUCCGAAAGAUGCGUGAGAUUGCUGAAUCUUUCAUCGGCAAAAGUGUGAAGAAUGCAGUGAUUACUGUUCCUGCCUACUUUAUUGACUCUCAACGGCAGGCCACAAAAGAUGCUGGUUUGAUUGCUGGUUUUAAUGUCAUGCGUAUUAUUAACGAGCCCACUGCUGCUGCCAUGGCUUACGGUCUUGACAUGGAUAUAAACUAUGGUGAGAAGAAUGUGCUGGUCUUUGAUUUAGGCGGCGGUACUUGUGAUGUCUCGUUGCUAGUCAUUGAAGAGCGUAUAAUUGAAGUGCGGGCCACAGCUGGAGCCUCUCACCUUGGAGGCGAGGACUUUGACAACAGAUUGGUGAAUUACUUUGUUCAGGAAUUCAAAAGGAGGAAAAAGAAGGACAUUAGUGGAGAUCCUUCAGCUCUUAGGCGGUUGCGAACUGCUUGUGAGAGGGCCAAGAGGAAUCUCUCAUGUUAUGUUCAAACUAACAUUGAGCUCGAUUCAUUGUGUGAAGGUAUUGACUUUUGUUCCACCAUUACUCGUGCAAGAUUCGAGGAGCUGAACACGGAUCUCUUUAGAAAGUGUUUGCAGCUGGUAAACAAGUGUUUGAGGGAUGGUAAGAUGGAUAAAAACAGCAUCGAUGAUGUUGUUCUUGUUGGUGGUUCUAGCCGGAUCCCCAAGGUGCAGCUGCUAUUGCAAUACUUUUUCAAUGGCAAAGAGCUGUGCAAGAGCAUCAAUCCUGAUGAGGCAGUUGCCUAUGGUGCUGCUGUUCAGGCUACUAUCUUGAGUGGCGGAGGCAAUGAGGAGGUGCAAAGCAUGCUGCUUCUGGAUGUUUCCCCCCUGUCCCUUGGGUUGGAAAUUGCUGGCGGUGUUAUGGAUGUUUUGGUAGAAAGGAACACUACGGUUCCCACAAAAAAGGAGGGUCUUUUCUCCACCUACGCAGACAAUCAAACUGCUGUCUUGAUCAAGAUUUAUGAGGGAGAGAGAACAAGGACUAGGGACAACAACUUACUGGGAACAUUUGAGCUCUCUGGUAUUGCUCCAGCACCCAAAGGUGUUCCUCAGAUCAAAAUAAUCUUUGACAUUGAUGCAAAUGGUAUCUUGGUUGUAUCAGCUGAGGAUGGGACCAGUGGUCAGAAGAACAGGAUCACAAUCACCAAUGACAGGGGCAGGUGGUCCGGAAAAGAAAUUCAGAAGAUGGUCCACGAGGCCGAAAGGUACAAGUCUGAAGAUGAAAAGCGCAAGAAGUGGGCCGAGGCAAAGAAUGAAAUGGAGAUUUUUGUCCGCAACAUGAGAAUAGCAAUUGGGGAUGAGAAAAGAAGUUCAAAGCUGGCCACAGGUGACAAGAACAAGAUUGAAGGUGCCAUUGACCAGGCCAUGAAGUGGCUGGAUGGCAACCAACUUGCAAGGAAAGAUGAUUUCGAUGGCAAGUUGGGGGAGCUUGAGAGCAUCUGCAAUCCAAUCAUUGCGAAGGUUUAUAGGAGCGAUGGUGCUUGUAUGGGGACGUUAAUGGAAGAUGAAGUUUCUCCAUCUGAUGGUUAUGGCACAUACGGAGAUGAAGAACCAUCGGAUGUCUGUUUUGAUCUUUGAAUAUGCUGAAGAUGCACGUUUCUGCUUUUGCUGUGAUGUUUCUCUCUAUCUUGCUUUUAUUUUGUAUUUGAAAAAUCUUUAAAUUAAUAUAUUUUUUAAUUAUUUUUUUAUCA